GCGCGCCGCUUCCGGUGCGGGAGGAAGAUGUGGAGGGCGUGCAGGGCGCUGCGGCCCUGCGCCGUGGUCUUGGCGCGGUCCCCGGGGACCCGGGCCUGCGGCGGGGGCGGGGGCGUCCCCUACACGCAGGGCCAGACCCCAGAGCCCCAGACGCGAGAGUAUUUUUAUUAUGUGGAUCAUCAGGGCCAGCUUUUCCUGGAUGACUCCAAAAUGAAGAACUUCAUCACCUGCUUCAAAGACCCACAGUUCCUGGUCACCUUCUUCUCCCGCCUGAGACCCAACCACAGCGGUCGCUACGAGGCCUCUUUCCCCUUCCUCUCGCCCUGCGGCAGAGAGCGCAAUUUCCUGCGCUGCGAAGACCGGCCGGUGGUCUUCACGCACCUGCUGGCCUCGGGCUCCGGGCCCCCGCGUCUCUCCUAUUGCGGCGGCGGUGAGGCCCUGGCCGUGCCCUUCGAGCCGGCGCGUCUGCUGCCUCUGGCCGCCAACGGCCGCCUCUACCACCCCGCGCCAGCGCGAGCGGGCGGCGUGGGUCUGGUGCGCUCCGCCCUAGCCUUCGAGCUUAGCGCCUGCUUCGAGUACCCGCCCGGCGCGCCCGCGCUGCCCUCACACGUGCGCUGGCAAGGCCGCCGCCUCGCCCUCACCAUGGACCUGGCCCCGCUGCUGCUCACCGCCUCGCGGCCCUGAGCCGCAGGCAGGAAGGCUGGCGGCCGCUGGUGCCCCUGGCCCCGCCGAGGUCCCGCCCUCUCUCCCCUCACCGCUGUGGCCCGGGCCGCGCAUCGCUGCGCACGCGCCACCGAAAGAGCGCGCCGGCCGAAUGCGCGUGCGCGGCAGAGGUGCACCGCGGCCCCGUGGUGCUCGGCGCUGUCCGAGGUGCUGCCGCGGCUUCGAACGCGAGGAGGGGCGGGGUCGCGGGCCCUUCUACUUUCCCCCCCUCCCCCACCCCCAACACCUCGGGCCUGGGGCGUCCUUUGGUUCGGCCCUCGCCUACAGGGGCAGGCCCCGGCGGCGCGGCUGGAGGCGCAGGGGCUCCAGUACGCGUGCGCGAGCGGCGUCCGCCCCUCCCCCGCCCUGCACUGCUCGGUGGGCCUGGGCGCCUCGGGCUCAGCGGGGGAGCCGCGCCGCGGGAGCGUCAGGUGAGGGGGCGCCCGACCCGAGGUCAGUGGGCAUGGGGGUGGGAUCGGGGGCCUUCCCGGCUAUGUCCCCAGCGCGCAUCGAGAAGGGGAGGCGACCUGGCGGGGACCACGCCCUGCCCUGAACUGGCCCGGGACAGACCCAGCUGGAGGGGAUGCAGGUGACACCAUGGGGGAUCGAGGCACGCGACUUGGGCUUCGCACUGCUCCCGAGGGGGUCGCAGGGUUUCCUCGCCGCUCCAGUCUCCGCACAGAUGGGUGCCCUGGAGACGGUAACAGCCAUCGCAGAAUCCUGUGUGUGACGCCCCGCCCCCUGCCCAACCGGAUUAGAGGGCUGUCCGCUGGGUAAAAGGAUUUCUGGGCUGGCCUCCUCUGCUCUUCCCGCCUGGGCCCCCAUCCCUGCUCAGGCCGGCCCUUUUAUUCCAAUCAGCGUCUAGGGGGUGUCCCUGUGAACAGUGCCUUGAAUCCUGAGGAGGAAGCCAAGAAGCCCCUCUACUUAGGAGGACUGGCUGCUGGAGCCUGAUUGGGCAAGACCUGAACCAGCCCUUAUGCUCAGGGAAGUGGAUCCCAGGAGCCCAGAGUAUGCCUUUAGAUUCUUGGGCUUCACGCACAUCCUGAGACACCUGGGAACUGACUCUGCCUGGGCCAAAGCUAUUCCAUUAAAACUUUUGCUGUGCCUA
Lynx canadensis (Canada lynx) is the source of this 1810-nucleotide messenger RNA. RefSeq names its product chromosome F2 C8orf82 homolog (gene CF2H8orf82). NCBI's taxonomy places the organism in Eukaryota, Metazoa, Chordata, Mammalia, Carnivora, Felidae. The coding region runs from base 28 to 684 and encodes 218 amino acids. The transcript has 3 exons. The record is from RefSeq and is a predicted model, not a curated record.